Messenger RNA from Telopea speciosissima, 2193 nucleotides. RefSeq names its product F-box/kelch-repeat protein At1g55270-like. Gene Ontology annotation, molecular function: protein binding. Lineage: Eukaryota; Viridiplantae; Streptophyta; Magnoliopsida; Proteales; Proteaceae. The record is from RefSeq and is a predicted model, not a curated record. Bases 281 to 1591 code for a protein of 436 amino acids. The transcript is spliced from 2 exons.
CUAUAAUCUUCAGUUUGAGGGAGAUACGGAGGGAAGAGAAGGGGUUGCAUUGCCCUCACGUUUUUGUUGCUGGGGUUCGUUGUUCUUACUGUUAUUUAUUGUUUGCAUUCACAGAGAUAGAGACAAAAUUUUCCAUUUGUGGGUUUUGGUUUUAGGCAGAUUCACCGAUUGAAGCACGAGAAGCUCGAUCCAAGUCUCCCGAGUGGCCGAGCUUCUCUAACCCACUUUACCUUAUUCUGGGUUUUCGCAGCGAGUUUAUAGAUGAGCUUGCUCUUCUGAGAUGGAGUCCGUUGAAACUUCUUCGAAUGUGGAAAGAGGCAUCCGUAUUCAAGCUCCACUGGUGGAUUCUGUGUCGUGCUAUUGCAGAGUAGAUUCAGGCUUAAAAACAGUUGUCGGGGCGAGGAAAUUUGUCCCUGGAUCGAAACUUUGUAUACAGCCUGAUAUCAAGACUCAUGCAAUCAAGAGCAAGAACUCCCGCAGGGAAAGGAGCAGAGUCCAGCCUCCCCUUUUGCCUGGUCUUCCUGAUGAUCUCGCCAUUGCAUGUCUGAUCCGGGUUCCACGUGUUGAGCAUAGAAAGCUUCGUCUAGUCUGCAAGAGAUGGUAUAAGCUUCUCGCUGGUAACUUCUUUUACUCACUGAGGAAGAACCUGGGAAUGGCAGAGGAGUGGGUGUACGUUAUCAAACGAGAACGCGAUGGAAAGAUUUCAUGGCAUGCUUUUGAUCCUACCUACCAGCUCUGGCAACCACUUCCUCCUGUUCCUGUGGAGUAUGCUGAAGCCCUUGGAUUUGGGUGUGCAGUUCUGAGCGGUUGCCAUCUCUAUUUAUUUGGGGGCAAAGAUCCACUUAGAGGAUCUAUGAGAAAGGUUAUCUACUACAGUGCCCGGACAAACAAAUGGCACCGGGCACCCGAGAUGCUCCGGAAACGCCAUUUCUUUGGUUCUUGUGUGAUUAAUAACUGCCUAUAUGUGGCUGGUGGAGAAUGUGAAGGAAUCCAAAGAACCCUGCGGUCAGCUGAAGUUUAUGAUCCCAACCGGAACAGGUGGAACUUUAUCGCUGAUAUGAGCGCUGCAAUGGUGCCCUUCAUAGGGGUUGUUUUUAAUGGGAAGUGGUUCCUAAAGGGGCUUGGUUCCCACCGUGAGGUCAUGAAUGAGGCCUACAUUCCUGAAACCAAUAGUUGGGCCUCAGUUAAUGAUGGAAUGGUUGCAGGUUGGCGCAACCCCAGCAUCUCUUUGAAUGGGAAGCUCUAUGCAUUGGACUGCAGGGAUGGUUGUAAGCUACGAGUCUAUGAUGGAGCCACAGAUUCAUGGAACAAGUUCAUAGACAGUAACCUUCACCUUGGAAGCUCACGGGCACUGGAGGCCGCUGCACUUGUCCCCCUGAAUGGGAAGCUUUGCAUCAUCCGCAACAACAUGAGCAUCAGUCUGGUUGAUGUUUCUAGCCCUGAUACACAUGUAGAGAGUAACCCUCAUCUUUGGGAGACUAUUGCAGGGAAAGGCCACUUUAGGACUCUUGUCACCAACUUAUGGUCCAGUAUUGCAGGUCGAAGUGGUUUGAAGAGUCACAUUGUGCACUGUCAGGUGCUUCAGGCAUGAAAACCGGUGGAAGGCUUCCAAGGAAUCUGAACUCCCUUCCUGUCUUGAUAGUUUCCUCUAUUCCCUUGCUUCAUCACAAUGAGUUUUUUGCAUUCAAAACAGUAUGCUCCUUCCUGGCAUUCUGUAUUCGCUUUGGGGAGAUUGAAUCAUCAGUUGCUGUGGUUGACAAUGGAAGAGGAUGCUCAAUACUCAUGCUAUUUUAGAUGGGAAUCAUACCUUCAUGUCAGACUUGGGAAUGGAGAUGGGAUGAAUACAAGAGCUAUCAAGAAGAAAAGCAAGAGAGUGGCUCGAGGGAUCAUUUCCCCUUGCACUCCUUUCAGACUGUGAGAAGAGAUUGAUGAAGAGAUGGGUGUAGAAGCCAUUUUGAAAUUUGAUUUGAGGAAGUCCAAAACAACAUGCAUGGGCCACAUUGCACCUACCAAUUUGUGGCUUUGAUGUUUGUUAUGUUCUUUUGUUAUGGAUUAUACCGUAGAAUCAUGUACUCUAUGGAAUGCUUGUGAAUACAGUGGGAUAUAGAGAUCAGCAAAUGAAUCAUAUGCAUGGAUACAUUUGAGGGCAUCAAUCAAUUUGCAUAACCUAACCCUACCAGGGUUUUAAAGAGC